This is a messenger RNA of Dibothriocephalus latus, 1158 nucleotides long. NCBI's taxonomy places the organism in Eukaryota, Metazoa, Platyhelminthes, Cestoda, Diphyllobothriidea, Diphyllobothriidae. The record is from the annotation of a GenBank genome assembly.
AUGGCCAGUCUCAACCAUGUUGGAAUAGUGCGUUACUACAGAGCCUGGUUCGAGGAGCCGCCGGAGGGUUGGCAGGAGGCUCGGGACCGAGAAAUUCUUCCAAUAGAUGACGAUAAUGAAGGGGAGGAGAGCUCUCUCGACAAUGGAGGCUUCUCAACGACUCGGAGUGUCGGAACAAAGCCUUCCGGGUAUUUUGCCAAUUCUAACACGCACGGCGAUGGCGGUCAUCCUUCAAGUGCACAAGGCUUGCUGCGUCAUUCAACACUAUCUACAUCCUACACUAAGUCUCUGCGACGGCCGCAACCCAUUUGCGACAUUUCCUUCUGUGAGGCCUCGGAUAAAGCCGCAGUCAGUGAUAACGACACCGGCAACAGUCGCGAGUGGUCGUUGGGUUCUGGCAAAGAAGAAAAGGGUAGUCAGCUGGAUAUUUCUGCCAAGCUGCAACCUCCCCAGCUCUCCUGUUAUCUCUAUAUCCAAAUGCAGCUGUGCUCGCGGAAGAGUCUGAAGGACUGGCUGGCGGAUAAUCCCACAGUUGCCUCCCGUCAACCGCGAGAGCGUGUAUAUGGCAUUUUUCUACAGAUUGUAGACGCUGUCGCCUACCUGCACUCUCGCGACUAUAUGCACCGUGAUUUAAAACCGUCAAACAUCCUCUUCGAUCAGGAGAACCACAUCAAAUUGGCCGAUUUUGGCUUAGUGACAUCCAACUACAGCCCUUCUUCACCCAAGGCGGACUCGGACUCUGGGUGUGCGGCGAACGUCAGUAAGCCGACCGGGAAGGACGAUUCGGUGGGGCCGGUGAUCACCUUUUUGCCCAGAGACUCAUCUGCUGGUAAUUCCUGGGGCUCAUCGGAGUGCUCCCGGUUCGCUAGUUCCAGUAACGACAGUACCAGUGGCGAUGACAGGUCAAAUAUGCAAGUAAAGAAGCAUCAUACGAGCCAAGUGGGCACGGACCUAUACAUGAGUCCGGAACAGGCAUCAGGUGGGGACUACGACGAGAAAGUGGACAUAUUUUCACUCGGGCUCUUGUUCCUUGAGUUGAUGAUCGCUUUCACCACAGAAAUGGAACGUGUGAUUACCCUGACAAGGGCAAAGCAACAGAAUUUACCGGUGGCUUUUACCGAAGCCCAUCCCAAGGAGGUAAACUUUAGAUUUUCCUGA